Messenger RNA from Passer montanus (Eurasian tree sparrow), 793 nucleotides. RefSeq names its product MARVEL domain containing 3 (gene MARVELD3). Lineage: Eukaryota; Metazoa; Chordata; Aves; Passeriformes; Passeridae. The coding region runs from base 314 to 667 and encodes 117 amino acids. The record is from RefSeq and is a predicted model, not a curated record. The transcript is spliced from 3 exons.
UCCGGGUCGGCGCCGGGGCUGAGCGGACCGGACUGGCGGCGGCAAGUGCCCUGGACGGGUCACUGCCAUCCCUGCCAUCAUCUCUCCUUAGCGCCGUACCCGCACCAGAGGCAGAGGGGCCGCGGGGAAGCCGCACCGUGCCGGGGUCGCUGGAGCGCCGGCGCUGCCUGUACCUGCGCACGGGCCGGGGUGAGCGCGGCCCGCGGGAGCCGCUCCCUCCGUCCCGCGGAGCGCAGCGUCUGGCCCGGCUCCCCCCCGGGCGCUCCUCUGUGGCCGCAGACUCACCUCGGCCUCCCCUCCAGCCUGCUGCCAGAUGGUGGAGGUCCUGCUCGCCGCCCUGAUCCUGGUCUGCAGCUCCGUGUCCUGCGGCUCGGCGGGAGGAUACACCGGCCUCCCCGCCCUGGGGGGCAUCUACUACUACCAGUACGGCGGGGCCUACAGCGGCUUCAGCGGAGCGGAUGGGGAGCGAGCCCAGCAGCUUGACCAGCGUUUCUACCUGCUGAAGCUGCCCAUUGCAAAGGCAGCGAUGGUCGUGGGAGGAUGUCUCCUGGUCUUCCCGUGUGUUCUAAUUUUGCUACUUCUAGAGCUGUACAGUGCUAUUGAGAGCAAGUUCACAGGGCAGCAUUCCUCUAGCAGGAAACAGAAAGCUGCCUUAAUAACUGCUUAACUCUUGUGACUGACCACUGAGACAAGCACAAGCUCCUGGCUUUAUCCCAUGUCUUCUGUAGAGGAAGCCUCUACUGUGAAGCAUCCAUGAUGAAGGUGGCCAGGCUGCUGCUGAGGUGGGUCUGUG